Molecule: messenger RNA, 482 nt
Organism: Ectocarpus sp. CCAP 1310/34
Lineage: Eukaryota; Phaeophyceae; Ectocarpales; Ectocarpaceae
Source: the annotation of a GenBank genome assembly
UAUGUUCUCGGGCUGCAUGGACAGCCAGACCUCCGCGGACGUGAAGGACGUUUCCAAGUUCGGGCUGCCCGACGCGGACGGGGCCGGCGGCGCUUGCACGAACGCCAUGCUCCUUACAGCGAUGAAGCAAGAAAGAAGAAGCGACGAUGGGAUGGUAGGUGGGCGUUGCUGGUGCUGCUGCUGUACUCACAGACGGGAAUCAUUUGGGUGUCGCGUUUGAUCGAGGUCUGGCCUCGAGUGCUGAGCGUAUCCUGACUGCUAUACUUCGAGUUGGGCUAGCUCUGCUGCUGCCACAACAACGGUGUGCGCUCGGUGCUUUUCGGUGUGCAGACUCUUCCGCCUGCCUGACUAUUCCCCACCAAGAUACUGUUGCGUAUUUGGCUCUGUCUCUUGCGCCAAUGCUGAUCCUUUGGUGCUACUCGUGUGUUCGGUUGGCGUUCACACCACCCCUCCCUGCCAGAGUGACGACCACUCCGACUCGU